AUGUCAUUGUCGCCUGCUACCGAAAUCAUUCCCACGUCCAUCCUUUCUUUCCUUCCUUCCAAUGAUCUAUCUUUAAAGAGGUGUAAACUUUUCGGAUCUAUCUAUCUAUCUAUCUAUCUAUCUAUCUAUGUACCUUUUCAAAUCUAUCUAUGUAACUUUUCAGAUCUAUCUAUCUAUCUAUCUAUCUAUGUACCUUUUCAAAUCAAUCUAAGUACCUUUUCAGAUCUAUCUAUCUAUCUAUCUAUCUAUCUAUCUAUCUAUCUAUCUAUGUACCUUUUCAGAUAUAUCUAUGUAGCUUUUCAGAUCUAUCUAUCUAUCUAUCUAUGUACCUUUUCAGAUCUAUCUAUUUCGUUCAUAUCUAUCUAUCUCAAUAUAUUUCUAUCUAUCUAUCUAUCUAAACCUUUCGUUCAUUUCUACCUAUCUCAAUAUAUUUUUACCUAUCUAUCUAUCUAUCUAUCUAUCUAUCUAUCUAUCUAUCUAUCUAUCUAUCAGUUUCAGUUCAUAUCUAUCUAUCUCAAUAUAUUUCUAUCUAUCUAUCUAUCUAAACCUCCUGUUCAUAUCUAUCUAUCUCAGUUUGUUCCUCUCUAUUUAUCUAUCAUACUCUACUGUUAUCUAUCACAGACUGUUCACAUCUAUCUAUCUAUCUAUCUAUCUAUCUAUCUAUCUAUCUAUCUAUCUAUCUAUCUAUCUAUCAGAGGCUGCUCAUAUCUAAUUAAUAUUUUCAUUAUCAUCUAUCUAUCUAUCUAUCUAUCUAUCUAUCUAUCUAUCUAUCUAUCUAUCAAAUGUUUCCUUAUAAAGAAACAGUUAAUAUUUUCAUUAUCAUCUGUUUAUCUAUCUAUCUACCAAAUGUUUCUUUAUAAGGAAACAGUUAAUAUUUUCAUUAUCAUCUGUUUAUCUAUCUAUCAAAUGUUUCCUUAUAAGGAAACAGUUAAUAUUUUCAUUAUCAUCUAUCUAUCUAUCUAUCUAUCUAUCUCAGUCUUUUUGUAUCUAUCUAUUUAUCUAUCUAUGAAAUGUUUCCUUAUAGGGAAACAGUUAAUAUUUUCAUUAUCAUCUAUCAAAUAUUUCCCUAGAGGGAAACAGUUAAUAUUUUCUAUCUAUCUAUCUAUCUAUCUAUCUAUAAAAUUCUUUUCCUAUCUAUCUAUCUAUCUAUCUAUCUAUCUAUCUAUCUAUCUAUCUAUCUAUCAUAGCAGUCUUUUCCUAUCUUUCUAUCUAUAUCUAUCUAUCUCAGUCUUAUCUAUCUAUCUAUCUCUAUCUAUCACAGUCUUAUCUAUCUAUCUAUCUAUCUAUCUAUCUAUCUAUCUAUCUAUCUAUCUCAGUCUUUUCCUAUCUAUCUAUAUCUAUCUCAGUCUUUUCCUAUCUAUCUAUCUAUCUAUCUAUAUCAGUCUUAUCCUAUCUAUCUAUAUAUCUAUCUCAUCUUUUCCUAUCUAUCUAUCUAUCUAUAUAUCUAUUAUCCUAAAAUAUCUAUUUUUAUCUAUUCUUUCAUCUUUUCCUAUCUAUCUAUCUAUCUAUAUAUCUAUCUAUCUAUAUCAGUCUUUUAUAUCUAUCUAUAUAUCUAUAUCAGUCUUUUCCUAUCUAUCUUUUCUUUUCCUAUUAUCUAUCUUACAAAAAUCAGUUUUUCCUAUUAUCUAUCUUCCUCAUUUCUUUUUAUAUCUAUCUAUCUAUCUAUCUAUCUAUCUAUCUAAAACUGUUUCUAUCUAUAUAUCUAUCCUGUUCCUAUCUAUGUAA
This is a messenger RNA of Acanthosepion pharaonis, 1725 nucleotides long. Lineage: Eukaryota; Metazoa; Mollusca; Cephalopoda; Sepiida; Sepiidae. The record is from the annotation of a GenBank genome assembly.